Messenger RNA from Coregonus sp. 'balchen', 13660 nucleotides. The record is from the annotation of a GenBank genome assembly. NCBI's taxonomy places the organism in Eukaryota, Metazoa, Chordata, Actinopteri, Salmoniformes, Salmonidae.
AUGCAUCUGCAGCACAACCACGUGCACAGUGAAAGUGACAUGAAAAUCAAAACCUAGACCUACAAUAUAGUCUACCUGUGCUGAAGGCUUUUGAAUUUCGUGGUCGCAAGUACGAUUCGCAAAUGUGUAAUUUAAAUUUUGCAAGCUUGUAUCAUGAUGUGUGAAAUAUUUAACAACGGUCGCAAACUUGUAACUUGACAUUUGAAUACAUUCAAUAAGAUUUGCAAGUAUAAUUUAUUUUCAGAAUGAUUUCAAAGCCAUUUACAAGUAUGAAUAUUCUGCUGUGAAUCAAAAAUAGUGUUAUUUGCGCUCUGGGGGUAGGACCUUUUACUCCUGACCAAUCAGUUCCCGCUACCAAAAACACAACCGUCUAACCAUUGGCUGGAUUGAUCCAUCAAUCAAAUCUCAGAGUUGUAGCUCCCUACAUUAGCAAGAGAGGAUGAGGUAAAUGAAACCAAAACGAUCUACUUGAAAGUAAUAAUCGAUUUUGUUUUAUUUGUAAAAAGGCAUGACAGUAGUUUGCUUAUCAUGUGAACUACAAUGGUACAUUUCAGACAAACUCCAGACCAACCAUUGCAUUGACAGCCGCUAUUGCAUUAGCUAGCAGUGAUGGUGGGAGUUAGCUAGCUUUCCCCCAGUAGUUUUAAUUUAGCCAGCUUUCUAAAUGGCAUUUAUAAAUCAACUUAACUAGCAAAUAUAUUUGUUUUCCCCUCGCAUCUAAAGCUGCCUGAUAAAGCUAGCCAGUUAAUAUUAAAGCUAGGAUGAAUGGCAGGGAUGUAGCUCAAUAUCGCAAUAUCGGCUGUCAAUGCAAUGGCUGGUCUGGAGUUCGUCUGAAAUGUAGCAUUAUAUUUGACAUGUUAAGUAAACUACUGUCAUGCUUUUUCACAAACAAAUUAAAAAUAAAACACAGAUAAGAGACGAUUACCUUCAAGUAGAUCGUUUUGGUUUAAUUUACCUCCUCUCUUGUUAAUGUGGGAGGUACUUCCUGAGAUUUGAUUUGAUUUGGUGGUCCUCUGUAGCUCAGCUGGUAGAGCACGGCGCUUGUAACGCCAAGGUAGUGGGUUCGAUCCCCGGGACCACCCAUACACAAAAAAAUGUAUGCACGCAUGACUGUAAGUCGCUUUGGAUAAAAGCGUCUGCUAAAUGGCAUUAUUAUUUAUUAUUAUUAACAAACAUUACAGGCUAGGUAGUUGUGGUUUUGGCAGAGGGAACUGAUUGGUUAGGAGUAAAAUGUCCUGCCCCCAGAGCACAAAUCACAUUUUUACUUGCGAAUAUCUUUCUACAAACUUAAACUUUUUACAAGCGUAUUUAUCUCUUGGUAACGUGACAGAACUCCAAGCACGUGCAGAUUCAAAAUCUUCACGUGUAUUUUUGAUUCACAGCAGAACAUUCAUACUCGUAAAUGGACUUGUAUUAAUUCAGAAAAUAAAAUUAUACUUGCAAAUCUUAUGAUUGUAUUCAAAUGUCAAGAUACAAGUUUGCUACCAUUAAAUAUUUAACACAUAAUACAAGCUUAAAUGACACAUUAGCGAAGCCUACUUGCAACCACGAAUCUCAAUGUGCAACCACGAAACUCAAAAUACAAACUCACGUAUUUAUGUAAACGACACGGGUAAGGUUCAAACACAGAUAGUGAGCGUUCUCAAAGAAAACUAUAUCAGAAAACAGCAGCAAGCGUCAAUACAGGAAAAAGAAACCAUCGCAUAGAAGCAGCAGCACAAUGAGUGAGCGGACCCGUUCAGUUUAAAUACUCCGCCACAGUGGUCGCGUCAUUAUACACAUAAAACCUAGCGGUGAAAUGUUUCCAAUCGUCUUUCCACCAUUCAUUUUUCAAACACUUCAAAUUAAGUAUCUGUUAAGUGUAGGCUUACCUUGGCGUGACGUUUUGAUAGCCGUGUAAUUCUCUCUCGGACAAGGUGAGUUUUAUCAAUAUAUUCGUCUCAAUUUACUCUAAAAAAAUGUAAACGCUAAUUAGCAACUGAGAAGACCUCAUCAAGACUACAAAUUCCUGCAGGAAGCUUCUGCCAGCUUCCCUAGCCAACUCUGUCAGCUACAAUUCACCAGCGCGAUCAGAGACCUGUACCCAAUCCAUGAUGAAUCCAUGUGUUCUAUUGAAAUUAAUUGAAUAAAGUGUUGAACUUCUUCCGUCCCCGUUCUCUGGCUUAAUUAGCCGCUGACGACGCUUUAGCUAGCUAGUUAACAGAUCAGUAGAUACAAAAAUAAUGUUGUAUUACUUAGCCUAGAUAAGUGUUUGUACAGGAUGUCGACUUAGGUGUCUAUUUCAGACCUUACGGUAUUUUUCAAGGAUGAGCGUUAAAAGGGGAGAAUACCACUAUGUCUGGCCAUGUGGAGAAAUGCAGCUAUAGUGAGGGGCAAUUUACUGGUUUGGUCAGGGCCAGCAUGAGGGAUAAAGUUUGUCCUGUGUCGGUGAGUGUAGCUAUUAAGUUAAGUUUGAGCAUCUUAUCAAUACAAUGUUUUCUAUACAGCUGUCAACAUUCUACAAGGAAAGAGGCACUUAAUCAAUUAUAUAAUCAUUAACCAGAUUACCAGAUUUAGAUGAGUGAUAACUCAGUUCUAGAAUGUUGUCAUUGAUGAGAAUGAAUAAAAAUUGUAUUGACAUUCAGAAUUGACUUUGUUUAGACAGCCAGCCUGUAUCCAGUAUUGUAGUUGCAUGACCAGAGACAAAUCUUCAAAGGCACAGUAUUUAUGUAUUCGGAGGGGUUCAUGCAUUCACACAGUCUUGAUUUAUAGGAUCCUUCCCACUAUAUGAUUGAUAUGUCAAGUGAUAAAAUCCCAAGUUAUCAAUUCAAAGUUUAGGGAAAAAUUGCACUUGUGAAAAUGACAGUUUAUUAAAUAUUCUACAGCUGCAAUGUCAUCAAUCAAAUCAAACUUUACUUAUAUAGCACAUUUCUUACAACCAAUGCAUUUCAAGGUGUUCAAAGUCAUGUAUUGAAAGGCAUGUGGCACUUAACAUCCUUCCUCUUGGCAGGUCUCUAUAGGUGACCAGGGGAUUCUCUACCACAUGUGAAUGCUUCCGUGGAGCUCAUCAGUGUAACCAUGCAGCCCAUUUUGGCAGUCCACAAUAUCGGCCGUAAGGAUGUGGAAUAUGAGUGCGGGAAGCCAGCCGUGCCCAACCAGGUGCAGUCAGUGGAGGACCUGUACCUGGCCAAGGACUACAACCCUCUGUCCCAAGAGCCCACAGAGGAGUAUCUUCAGUGGCUAAGGAACCAUCUCCAGGGCAGGUUCAGUGGAAUGGCAUGUCUCCUUGAACCUGAGCCAGAACAACCGCUACCCUCCCUGUCAUCCCUGUCUGUACCGGAUAUUGUUAAGAAACAAGGGCAUCAGGGGCAUCCUGGCUGGCAUGACGCUGUUGGUAGAGCAUGGCGUUUGCCAUGCCAGGGUUGUGGGUUCGAUUCCCACGGGGGGCCAGUAUAAAAAAAAUAAUGUAUGCACUCACUAACUGUAAGUUGCUCUGGAUAAGAGCGUCUGCUAAAUGACUAAAAUGAAUGACGGGUCACCACUGGUUCAUUGUACAGUCAAGUACUGAGAGAGAGAGCCUACAUGAAGUUGGUUCCUGUUUCAGUCACGUCUUUGGUCACAUUCGCAUGGGUCAAACAAGAACACCCUAAUGAUUGGUUGACAGAGCCUCCCACAAUGCAGGUGAUGGCUGCAGGAUGAAGUUGUGCUGCGUUCAAAACAACUGGAAACUUGGAAAUCUCAGACUUUAGUGCAUUCAAGACAACUGGGAACUCUGGAAAAAACGAGCUACGACUGGGAAAAACAGUUUUGAACGGUCAUCUAACUCAGAAUUCCAAGUUGGAAACUCUGGCAUCUUUCUAGAGCUCCAACUUUCCAACCUGAAGAUCACUGACUUCAUGAUAAUAAUAAAAAAUUGGAGUUCCUAGUUGUCUUGAAAGCACCUUUGGUGAAGAGCAACUGCAGAAACUUGCAGUCGACUGCAUUCAAAACUUCAUGCAGUCCAUGUAGGCGCAAGUUGGAAAAUGUUUAACCCCAUAAUGCAACACACUUUGAAAGACUUGACAAUGGUGAUCCGCUCGAACGCGGCCAUUGAUUAAUGGGUGUUCCUCUGCCCAGGCGUUGCUGAUGCCAGCCAGAUCUUAAAACGCCUGGAUAGGUAUUUUACGUAUCAGCUAACCACAUAUGUUAUAGCAAUCUGUCAGUUGAUGACACAGUUGAUGAUGUGCUGGGGAACGAGACUUUAAUGUAUGAGGGAGUUAUUUUAAGCAGGCUGGAUUGAAUCGGGCAAAGGCCCUUCAUGUCAUUGGGCGAAAGCGGAGCGGGAGGAGCACCCUUUUCAAAUAGAGCAGUAAUCUGCACCGCUCUGUCAUGUUGUCAACAAGGCAGCAUAGUGCGUCGUCCAGAAACAUACCAUUUUCAAACUAGUUUUCAUUGGGAAGGCAGAUAAAGCGUUUUUAUCAAAAGCAAUCACUUUUGCAUGGGAAAACAAAGAAUCCUAACUAUACGUGCGUAAUUACAUCACUUUUGUUUUGAGCAGACUUUGCCGUUGGACAGAGCGGGGCACCGCACCUGGCUCAGGCCCGGGAGGCAACCCGGUUCCAAAUCGAAUGCGAUCAACUUUCAGCCGGUGCAAAACACGCCUGGGCGAGAUUAAUGAAUCCCCUCUGAGAAACUGCUUUAUCAAGGUGUGUCUGUUUCAUAGAGAUUGAUAGAGGCCUCUAGUAGCCAAAAAUAAGUUUUAGCAUGGGCAGCACCAUUGAGGGUUUCCACCAUUUUAAAGUAGUUAACUGGGUGCAGAAUAUGUGAGCGGAGCUGGAGCGGAGCGUGCCCAAUUUCACUGGAGCGCUGAGUUUCUCGGCCUUCUCGUACGCUCCAAUUUCGCUCCAGUAGCGCUCAAUUCACGAACUCAGGGCAUGCCCGGCCCAGCAUGCAUUUGUAGACUACUUGUGUGCUGCUAUAGCCCCUUGCUUUAGUUACUGUCAUGGAGUACGCUAAAUAUUUUCAUAAAGAAACUGAUAAAACACACAGGUGCAAAAUCAAGGUGACUUACAAAGAUGAGGACCAAGAGCAAGAGAGGGAGUGCGGUGAUGUAAUGUCCACAACUAAAUCAUUGUGGAAUCUGAAAAGACACAUAUCCCGAAAGCAUGAUGGUGUAGGCCUACUUACUAUGUGCACAUGCUAAAAGAAAGGAACGAGGUGGGUAGAUAACUAAGUGUGUCAUUGUAGCAAAGUAUUUAUAAACUAUAAAUCAGAUCUCUUAAAAGUUUCGUUCAUUUUUGUUAUAUUAUUUAUACAGUAGGCCAUACUUUCUGCCCAAUAGGCCUGGCAUAUUCCCACUUUCAAGGAGCUUUCUAUUUUGAUUGGGUUAUUUAGCCUAAAAACCUUUAGGACUACCUAAUUGAAAAAUUAAAAAAACAACUGCAUCUCUGCCCAGCCUGGCAAGAUUGGCCAAAAGGGUGUUUAGCAUCCCCAGUGGCUCUACAAGCGCAGAGAGGAUAUUCUCCGCUGCUGGCCUGCUCUCCAGGCACCAUCACAUGAGCUUGAAGCCACAGACUGGCCAAACUUGUGUUUCUAAAAAUGAAUUCAAAGGCACCGUGGACUGAGCCUAAAAAGCCAUUUUCCGUUUAAUUUGUAUUUAAUUCUAAGUAAGUAAAAUGUUGUUUAAAUGCUGAGCGCUUAAUGUCCCUACCAGUCUAUUGUGUCGCACUUACAAAUGAUUCAUAAUGUAUUUCUUUGUAGGCUAUAUCCUUGAAAUAAUUGAAAUAAUAAAGCCUAAAUAAUUAAUUUUUGUUCCUUUAGGCUCCCUGUCUACAUAGCCGCGGGAAGUAGGGGUGCUGGAAAAAUCAUUACAUUUUUAAAAAAUAUUUAUUUUUGUUUUGUUUUUUUAAAACAAUAUUUUUUUCACUAAAGUAGUUCACUGGGCCUUUAAUAGUCCUGUAUUAGCAGACCAAUAUCGCCUUCUGAAGCUUGGACAAAAACUCUACUUCCCCCAGCUAUGCCUGUCUGGCUCCUGACCUAUUUAGAGUGUUUAUAUGCAGUUUAAUAUGACAUAUAGCCUAUUUGAAAUGAUGAGCUCUUCUUACAUUCACCUUUUCAUGUUUAUUAAAAUACUUUUCAUUCAAAUCAUAUGGUUUUGUUUCAAUACUUCAAAACCAAACGGUAGGUCCAGGUAGUCACAAAAUAGAUGGGUGUUGGUUAAAUUGUGAUUUUAAUGAAUGGAGCGAAUUAGGAGCUGCAGUUUUUUCUCCUGUGAGGCAGAAAGGUUUUUAGCUGGAGUGGUUGGAAAGGACCUGAAGGUGCUUCAUUAGCGGUUCAACUCUGCUCACAUACUUUGACUGGGUGAGAUUUCUAUCGCUGCCCAUGCUGUCAAAGAGGCUAUAAUGGCUAUAAAGAUGAGUCCUCUAUCUAUCUCUAUGUAAUGUUUUCGCUCCCAUUUUGAUGAGGUUUUGCGAUAUCGGAACCAAGAACAAGUUUUACUGCUGCACUUCCUGUGUUUUUACCUGUUCUUUAUGAAACCAGGAAGAUGGUUUUGGAAUCGUCGAAAUGGCUUAUGUUCUUAGUUUGUUGGCAUUUCAAAAGUAAGAAUACCUUUCAUUUAUAACGUUAAUACUAGCUACAUGCUUUCACUUACCUAUAUCUUAUUACCGUUUUAGUUUGGCUGAGCAAGCUACAACCUCUUUGUUGGGGCAUUGGCUUUAUUGUAACUCAGCUAAAGUUAUAGCCCAAUUAUUUAGCCAACGAUGUUGCUGGCAGUGAGGUCCUAUAGAUAAUGCUUUAUAAUUUCACCCACGACAAACCGAAUUAUGUAGCAAGCUCUUUGAAGUCCCGUAUGCGAUGCACUUAGCUAGAUAGAUAGCUAGGUUAGCCAGCUGGCUAGCUAGCAAACUUGAGAAACUGAUACUUACUGUUGCUGCUAGUCACAACAACUUGAGUCAGCCUCAGCGUAAGCUCAAGGCAAGCAGUGGGUGGGCGGCUAUACAGGCAUUAUAUACUGAACAAAAAUAUAAAUGCCAACAUGCAAUAAUUUCAACGAUUUUACUGAGUUACAGUUCAUAUACGGAAAUCAGUCAAUUGAAAUAAAUAAAUUAGGCCCUAAUCUAUGAAUUUCACAUGACUGGGCAGGGGCGCAGCCAUGGGUGGGCAUAGGUUUUCCCCCAAAAGGGAUUUAUUACAGACAUUUUACAUUUACAUUUUAGUCAUUUAGCAGACGCUCUUAUCCAGAGCGACUUAUAUAUACAUUAUAUAUAUAUAUAUAUAUAUAUAUAUUUUUUUUCAUACUGCCCCCCCCUCCACGUGGGAAUCGAACCCACAACCCUGGCGUUGCAAACGCCAUGCUCUACCAACAUCCCCUGCCGGCCAUUCCCUCUCCUACCCUGGACGACGCUGGGCCAAUUGUGCGCCGCCCCAUGGGUCUCCCGGUCGCGGCCGGGAGACCCAGAAAUACUCCUCAGCUACAGAAAUACUCCUCAGUUUCAUCAGCUGUCUGGGUGACUGGUCUCAGAUUAUCCCGCAGGUGAAGAAGCUGGAUGUGGAGGUCCUGGGCUGGCGUGGUUACGCUAGGCUGGACAAUAGAAUGAGUCAAAAUUCACCCAAGGCUGAAAAACGGGAAUAGAACGUUGGCUAAGCUGGAAAACUAGCGCGAGCCCAUAGCAAAUGAAUUGAAUCGAACAUUCGCAGAGCCUAUUUUGACUGGAAUUAUGCUUAGAAAUUCAAUUUUGCCUAAAUGGCACCAAAACAUGUAUACCUUUUCAAUUUACCACUACAAUCUGUUCUUAGGACGAAACUGAAAAAUAACAUAUUGUGUAGAAAGUAAACAUCCACACCUCGAUGGUGUCAACUGUGCAUAUGUCUGCAUAACGAGGAAGUAGGAAACAAAUGGCAACUUCUGACUAUUUCUGGUCUAGUGAUCGAUGACAACGGAGUACGCUGCCCAGCCUUACAUAAUUAGAAAGAGAAGAUUGUCGUGAUUAAAAUGGUGUCCUACUUGAAAAAAUCUAAAUGUGCACAUUGCGAGAUAUUUGGCGAAAUAUACCAGCAUGCCUCUCCAUAGGAAAACAAUGGGGGGAGUUCAGCGUUCCAAGGGCAAAAAGUAUUUAGGGGUUAGCGUUUGACGACAACUGAGUACGCUGCCCAGCUUUACAUAAUUGAAAUGGUGCCCGACUUUAAAAAAUCGAAAUAUACACAAUGGGACGACCUCAGAGUUCCAUGAGUAAUUUUAUGUUGUUGUUGACGUUUUAACUACCAGCAAUUGGUUCAACCUGGGCAGGUCUCAUUGCCAACAAUAGCGAAUCAGGCAUUGUGACGUAGAACAAUGGGCUGGGAAUAAAACAUUCGGAAGGCGAGUUGGUGUCACGGUGCUCAAUGGAACUAAUUGGAGCUGGCAGGGUGAAAAAUACCCUGAAAUAAGGCCUGUUUUUUCGUGAUUACUUCAAAACUACGGCAAGCAGCUGGGACAUAUGGUAAUAUUAUGAAACUGGGCUCCACGGCGGAUGCAAUGAACUAGUUUUUAUCAGAAAAAAGCGUUGUUAAAAAUGUUGUGUCCAGCCUAGUUACACGUGGUCUGCGAUUGUGAGGCCGGUUGGAAGUACUGCCAAAUUCUCUAAAAUGAAGUUGGAGGCAGCAUAUGGUAGAGAAAUGAACAUUCAAUUCUCUGGCAACAGCUCUGGGGGACAUUCCUGCAGUCAGCAUGUCAAUUGCACGCUCCCUCAAACCUUGAGACUUCUGUGGCAUUGUGUUGUGUGACACAACUGCACAUUUUAGGGUGGCAUUUUAUUGUCCCCAGCACAAGGUGCACUUUUGUAAUGAUCAUGAUGUUUAAUCAGCGUUUUGAUAUGCCACACCUGUCAAGUGGAUGGAUUAUCCUGGCAAAGGGAGAAAUGCUCACUAACAGGGAUGUAAACAAAUUUGUGUGCAAAAUGUGAGAGAAAUAUGGGACCAACACUUUACAUGUUGCGUUUAUAUUUUUGUUCAGUAUAUGUAGGCUUUAGGGUGACUCAGGAUGAAAGAACAUUAGACGUGUAUAUAAUGUUGACAUUCUAUUUAUAUAUCUACUACUGUACAAAAAAAAAAUGUUGUGCUUAUUGGCAGUUACUGCAUUAAUUGAUAGGAACUAUGAACAUAAGCAUUUCGCUGCUAAACUGUGUACCGACCAAUAACAUUUGAUUUGGUUUGGUGUCUUGGGAAUACAUCAUUACAGAAACUGGCCACUUCAAUUCAAUUGUAUUUCUCCUUUUGUCUUUCAGAUGUGAGUUGUAACUCUGUUGCGCAGAAGAUUUAUGUCGAGCUGAAUAACACUGUACCAUGCGUCCGACUGCUCAAUGCUACACAUCAGAUUGGUUGCCAGUGUGAGUGACAUGACCCACACACUCUGCUCGGUACAAUACUGUGCUCUGUGUCCUUGCUGUAUUUUUGUAAUGCUGGAAUACAAACUGUUGAACAUUUGCAUAUUAAGACAAGCAUUUUUUCUAUCCUGUGUCUCAGCCUCGAUAUCAGGUGAUACAGGGGUGAUCCAUGUCUUGGAGUCUGAGGCAGAUCUGGAAUGGCCUUUGAGCAAAGGACCCAAUCCUCCUUAUAUGGUCCUGUUGGAGUCAUCCCUCUUCACCAGGUAGGCUACACACAGCCAAAAACAGUCAACUCCAUCUCCAUUCACCUCCAGAACAAAGUUGGAACACACUCACUAUUGUUCAGCACCACAAUGAUAUGAUCUAUAUCCUAGUAGCCCCGUCAUACUCAAACAUUGUCUUCAUUUUACAGGUCCAUCAUGAUGAAGAUGAAGAAUGCCUCCAGCAGGGUGGCAGGGGUUGUGGUGGUCCUAAAAACUAGCCCACCAGAGUUCUCGCCACAUACGACAUGCCCCAAUGAGAACACAGGUAGGUGGAUCAGAUGUUAGGACUCCAGUCCGUCAAAAUGACCAUAUGAUCUUUGCUAACCAGCAUGCUUUUUGAAUGUUGUUUGUUUACUUUUAUCCUCAGGUGUAUACACGGACACCUAUGAUCAUAAUUUGGCGCACUGUAACACGACUGUAUGGAACCCUCAGGGGAACGGUCUAUCCUAUGAGGAAUUUGACUUCCCUGUCUUCUCCCUGAAAGAAGACAACGAAACAGAGGUCAUCAAACAGGUGAGGAGUCACUUCAAGCAGUCACAACCCAGUCUGGUAAAAUCAUGUCACUUACUGACAAUAAACUGUCUUUAUCCAAAGAACAGAGGUGAUGUCUUAUUCUACAGUAUUUCUGUGUAUUAAAACAAUGUGCUCUUCAUUCUGAUAAAUGUAUCCACUCUCUACCUGCAGUGCUACUUUGAUCAUAAUCGUGCGGUGAACGGCAGUGGCCUGCAGUACCCUCUGUGUGCCAUGCAGCUCUUCUCUCAUAUGUAUGCUGUCACUGACACUGCAACCUGCAUUAGACGCAAAAACAUCGACUUCAGCAGCUCCCCAGGUAUACAAAGAUGCAUUAUUGUGUAUGCGUGAAUAGUCAAUACACACACUGUCAUGUAAAUCUCACAGACAUCUCUCUCGCUCUCUCCCCUCUCUGUCACAGUGAUAGUGUGUGACCCUCUUGGUGAUUAUAAUGUGUGGGCUUCCAUCCGACCUUAUAACAACACCGCCUUUGGUCACAAGGAGAAUGAGAGCGUCGUUAUAGCAGCAGCCAGGGUGAGUGACACAUUGAGGCCCUGCCUCCCACUGACACAUCUUGUCACAUGUUCACAGAUGUCUAAGCCUUUUGAAAUCUGCAAAAUAGUAGAUACAAGAUGAGCCACAUUCUAGUGUGUGUUAUACACAUCCUGAAAAGUGCUUUGGUAAUUUGCUCAGUACCAUUUCCUUCAUGGUUUUUCCUUGUUUGGAGUUUAUGGACAAUUUACUGGACACUUUGCAUCUUUCUCCGUUUUUGUAGCUGGAUAGCAGGUCAUUUUUCUUGCAGGAUUCUACAGGAGCGGAGGGGAGUAUCUCAGGGUUUGUCACUCUGCUGGCUGCUGCCCAGGCACUACGUGAAGUCACUCAGGAGGCCCCUCCCACACGGAAUAUCCUCUUUGCCUUCUUCCAAGGGGUGAGUUCCUUCUGUCUCCCUGAGCAAGUCAAUCUGCGGUAUGUCAAUUAUGUGGUCACUUUAUCAUAUAGCAGUAUUGUUUAGUGUUGUUGUACUGUAUGAGAGAGGAUGUUUAUAGCUUAUUCCUCUCUUUCAGGAAGUAUUUGACUACAUUGGCAGCUCUCGAAUGGUUUACGACAUGAAGAAUGACAAGUUUGUGAUAGACCUGGACAAUGUUCACUCAAUACUGGAGAUUGGACAGGUUAAGACAUAUGUAUAUGUUCUCAUUGAAUACUCAAGCAAACAACAGGCAUCAAUGAGUAAAACACAUGGAUAUACAAUCAACAAAUAACGAUUCAUCUGUUAUGUAAUGUGUUAGGUAGCCGUGCGCAGUGGCGCCAACCUAUUUCUCCACUCAGACCCUGUGUCCAGGAGGAACUACACCGUCAAUAACGAGGUAAGGUGGAGUGAAAUGCUUCUAUUUGUGCCUCUCUUGUCUGGUCCAUCCCAUCCACCCCUUUUUUCUAUAUUCUCUUCAUUAUAAUAAUAAUAUAAUAAUAAUAUGCCAUUUAGCAGACGCUUUUAUCCAAAGCGACUUACAGUCAUGCGUGCAUACAUUUUUUGUGUAUGGGUGGUCCCGGGGAUCGAACCCACUACCUUGGCGUUACAAGCGCCGUGCUCUACCAGCUGAGCUACAGAGGACCACAUAUGCUCAUUCUCAACCCUCUUUUACCAACCUCUUCCUCUGUUUCAGGUUACGAAUCUUGUGAACAACUUGCAGUCCUCCACGGCUGGGCUCAACUUCUCAUUGGUUGAGGCAGGUUUUUCUCAGCCACUCCCGCCCUCCUCCCUCCAGCGUUUCCUCCGAGCUCGGGCAAUUCCAGGGAUUGUGCUUGCAGACCAUCAAACUGCUUUCAACAACAGGUGAGUGUUUGACUAUGGGCCGUCGUUGCUGUUCAUUUUUAUUACUGCAAUCUUUAUCUUGCCUGAUAUUGAUUUUAUUAGUAGUGAGGAGUGUUCUAGCCUGUUUACCAAUGUGCAGGUACUAUGAGAGUUUUUACGACAACGCUGCCCACCUGAACCUGACUUAUCCAUCUAACUUGAGUCCAGAGGAACAGCUAGAGUUUGUUACUGAUACUGCAAAGGUAUUGUUACCAUAGUAAACCCAAUGGUGGAUUUAUUUGUAGUAGUCACAGUUUCCAUUACAUUGUCCACUGUCUGUUACAAUAAUAUCUCUCGCUCUUCCCUCCCUCACUGUACUCUUUCAGUCUCUUACCGAGGUGGCUACUGCGGUUGCCCGCGCUCUCUACAAGCAGGCUGGGGGAAAUGACGCCCAAGUCAACAACAUCAACGCAGACCCCAAAAUGGUAAGACCCGAUGAUUGAUGACCUGUUCAGCUGUUGUACAUGUCAAACUGAUCAGUCAUACUGUUAUAGUCUGUUAUUUUCCAUGACACUGUCAAUGUCUGUUAACAUAUGUCACUUGUUCAUUCUCAACGUCUAACAUCUUUUAAAAUUCAAGUUUUUGGGACAGUGAGCAGAAUUGUUUGACCAGUACUAUGCAUCUCUCUCUCAGGUGACCCAGAUGCUGUAUGGGUUUCUGGUUAGAUCCAACAACAGCUGGUUUCAGGCAGUGAUGGCCCCAGAACUGAAGGACUUUCUCCGUGAGUUUUAGUCUGAUACUUUUUCACAGGGACACACCCUUUGACACUACAGAGGCAUUCUGCUACUACCGACGUCGUAAACACACAUGCAGAUAUGGACUAGUCACAGACACAUUCACAUACAUAAAGAAGGUACUUGGGUCUUCAUUGCGUUGUGUUUUCUGUCUCUCAGAGCCCAACCCACCGCAGUACUACGUUGGGGUUGCCAGGUCGUCCCAUCAGGCAAAGGCACUGACCAGUCUGGUCCAAUAUCUCCUGGCCAAUUUAACGGGAACAGCCACCAACCUCACCCAGAGCCAGUGCCAGAAGCCAGAUGAGCUGCCGAACGAGAGCACACAUGUAAAUGUGCUACUGGAUCUGUCCGUCUGUGCUGAUGGAUAGAUGUACAGCUGUUUACAAAUAACAAAAAUGUGUUUAUUUGCACACUGUAUUGCUGGAACCCCACCACACUCUGAUUCGCUCCUUCUCUCCCUCAGAUGUACUCCUAUCUCUGGGUUCAGGGCAUGGUCCCACCCAACAGCACCCAGAGGGAGUCUUUCUGCGUACGCGCAGCAGUACGCCUGGCCAAGGCAGAGUCCCCUGCCUUCGAGCUGGAGGAUUACACUUCCAAAGAAUAUUCCACGUGGACAGAAUCGCAGUGGAAGUUCAUCAAAGCUAGAAUUUUCCUAGUAGCCAGCCGGGACCUGGAGGUAAAACUGCACUCAAUUUUCCCACCGUGAUCCAUUUGUUUAAUCAAUUACAGUUUUGUUGUUUACGUUAAAGUAGUUCUGUUUUGAUUUCUACACGUUUGACUGUAUUCAUUGGUUGAUAGAGUUGAUGGUAGAAAAGAAUCAAAUUAUUUACCUUUUCUUUCCUCUUCAUUUCUCUCUCAUAGGUGCUGACCUUAGGCGUGGGAGUGGCCGUAUUGUUCACAUCCCUACUGGUGACAUACUUUGUCAGUACCAAGGCAGAUGUCCUCUUCAGCGACGUCAGGGAACCCGCCAGAGCCGCAUACUGA